Messenger RNA from Neopsephotus bourkii (Bourke's parrot), 8276 nucleotides. It is a transcript of the gene EXPH5, whose product is annotated as exophilin 5. The transcript is spliced from 4 exons. The record is from RefSeq and is a predicted model, not a curated record. The coding region runs from base 2299 to 7752 and encodes 1817 amino acids. Gene Ontology annotation, cellular component: endosome. Gene Ontology annotation, molecular function: small GTPase binding. Lineage: Eukaryota; Metazoa; Chordata; Aves; Psittaciformes; Psittacidae. Gene Ontology annotation, biological process: positive regulation of protein secretion; multivesicular body sorting pathway; positive regulation of exocytosis.
AGGUCCAGCACAGCACCUCUCCUCUUUGGGUCUUCUCUCACUUGGAGAAGGAAGUUAUCGUAGAUGCAUUCCAGGAACUUCCUGGAUUGCUUACGUCCUCCUUUGUUGUCCCUCCAGCAGAUACCAGGCUGGUUGAAGUCCCCCAUGAGGACCAGGAGUUAUGAAUGUGGGGCUGCUCCUAUCUCCUAUCUCAUGGAGCUGCAUGUGCUCCAGCUGAUCACUGACAUAGCGGGCGACACCCCCUCCUCAUUUACUCUUCCUGACCUUCCUGAAGAGUCUGUAUCCUUCCAUUCCAAUACUCCAGUCAUAGUAGCCACCCCACCACAUCUCUAUGAUGCCAGUAAGAUGAUAGCCCUGCAGGCAUGCACACAUUUUAACUCCUCUUACUUAUUCUCCGUGCUACAUGCAUCUGCACAGAGGCAUUUAAGCUGGGCCCCUAAUGAAACUGACUUACUGGCUGAAGUGGCUGGAAUUCCUUUGUGCUGCUCUUCAGGUGCUCUCCUGCUGACCUGUGAUCCACCUUCAGGCUCUGGUCAUCUCUUGCUGGCACUGGCAUCAGACUGGUAGGAGUGGGAUGGAUUGAGGUUUCCCUGCACUGGCUUUAAGCAUUUGAAAGCCUCAAGACUUAGCAGUGGAUGUACUCUAAUUCUCUCUCAAGAGGAUAAAGUGUACUGUGUAUGGAGAUCUGGUGCCCUAUGGCUGUGAUACAAAACAGAAAAGCGUAGCUUUCCCAGGCCAUGGCAGAGAGUAGUGGCCCCAGGCAGCUCUGCUGCAUCAGUUCCCACCAUUUCCAACCAAAGGCAGCCUAGAGGCAGGCUUGCAGCUUUGGCUGUAGCUGGACAAACAGGGUGUAUCUCCAGUGCUUUUGUCUUCCAUGCUUCAUCAGGGCUUUGGUUUCAGCUGGGUUUGAACCAAAGAUUGUCUCAUAUGUAGUGCCAGAGCUGCUGUUUGAAAAGCAUCCCUCUUCCUUGCCAUGACCAUUAAAGCUGCUGUUCAGAGGGAUGAGACUACACUGAGGCUACUUAGGCUGACUGUUUUCUCCUAGCUUGUCCUGUAUAGUCCUAUAUGUCAGCAACACUUGAAUGAAACAUUUUUGUGUUCAUCUUAGGGUAAUGCUUGGGUCUGGCAAUCACGGAUAAAGGUGCAUUGUGCAGUGCUAUGAAAUCUAAGUACGAAGCUGCAAUAUCUUUGGCACAAAUAGCUGAUUUUCACUCUGUGAGUCUCCAGUCCAUGCCUGAGGCUCCUAGGUGGCAUUAUGCUAAGACAAGGAACAGCUUGUAAUAAACAAUGACAGGGAAUACAAGCCUCUGAAGAAAUUAUGAUGAUUCUGAUACAUAGGUUUUGUAGCCAGCAGCUUGCCAUUGUGGAGUGUUUGUAUCAAAGCAGAAGGAGAUUUAGGGAGAGGUUUGAAUAGAGGCCAUGAGGUUAGCUUUGUGGAUGUUUACUGGUAACGAUUCUCCUACAUGGGAAGGCAAGGCAGGUUAGGAAAAAGAAAUGUGCAAAGUUGUAACACUGGUCCCUGCAUAUCACCUGCUCCCUCCUCUUUCCUGUUCAUGGUAAUGCCCCUUAUGCUGGGACAUACCACAGCCCUCCCUGCAGAAUAAAGGAACACUUGUCUAACUGAGAAUCAGAUUUCAAGGACGUUGUAUGCUGCUGCAAGGUGAGGUGGCCAGUGCAGAAGGGAAGGUCUUGGCUCUGCUGUGGAAGCUAAGCAUCAAAAUGGUAAAUUAAGAAGGAAGAAAAAUUAACCAUGCCUCCUCAUUGCAUCAGCUUGGCUGAUGUGUUUACCUGGCUUUUCCACAGAAAAUUUACUGUAUCUCCGCCUCAGAUGCCUUUGAUUUCUUACCGAGCUCGGCUUGAAAAAUAAACAAGUCAAUCCUGACGUGUAACUGAGCUGAUUGCUACAUUUUGUAGUCACGCCUCUCUGUCGAAAACUUCCCCCACCCUCUUCUAGGUGUUGCCCUGGCAUGUGGUUUGCCUUAUGCAUAGGCAAAGCACUGAAAUAAUCUGCCUCUCACCAGGUAGAGUUAUUUUGGAGAGCUAGUGAAACACAAUAGGAGGCAGCACUGUAAAUCCUGUAAGUAAGCCCAACUGGCAGAAGCUUUGAAAUAGAUAAAUACUAGUGGCAGUUUAGAGGGUCCUUUCUGUACUGGAGAGACAGUUUCAUCAGCUGCAGUGGUGUUUUGCCGUGAGAAUAAGUUAUGGAAGCUGCAGAAAAGAGUGUUCUUAUGCGGAGACACAGAAGAUGCUAAUAAAAGAUGUGACAGUUCUGCUAGCCCAUCUUUCAAAGUGGAAGAAAUGGCAAUGGCUGAAAUGUGCAAUUCCCCAAUGGCAACUGAAACAGAUGGGCAUACUUUUGAUGCAAACCAAAAUGAAAUGAUGGAGAAAAGUGCACAGGAAUGGAGUGAACAGCUAGAGAAGGAGUUUUUCAAUGUUCUCAAUGAUCUGGAUGACCAGCUGGCCCAGGAACAAGCCCAAGACCCAUUAAACAGGACAGUUUCUCCUAGCAGUGCAUCAAAUGUCCAAUACAGUAGUGCAUUACCUACCCUAAAGAGGCAGACUGAUAGUAGGGGGCAACGCAGAAAUGACUGGAGUGACAUGCCUAGCACAUACUUCCCAGAUGGACUGAGAACACUAAGAGCCAAAGAUGAACACAAGAUUUUCAUCAGACCAAGGAAAUUACAUAGUGCAUAUAUAAACUGGCACCAGACAGCCUUUCAAGAUGACUACAGAUACAGUGACCCAGUUGAUGGAAAUUCUCAUCUACUAAGCAGCAGGCUGCCUUCUGUUUCUUUUGGACGGUCUUCAGAAGGUAGCUUAUAUCCUCCUUCCGUAACUCACAACAGUGGAUUUAGGUACAAGAGUUGUAUGAACAGGGAUACAGCUGGCAAAAGUUACUCUGUGUGUUCCCUUCGGAGAUGUCUAUCAUCAGUAUCUUCUGACCAGCUAUCAGGAUCUAGUUUACAUCCAUUGGCAAGAGAGACCAAGAAUGGCUUUGUACCAAGAUUCGGUCGACAGAACCCAAAGAGAAUUCCUCUGUCUUCUAUUGUAUGGAACAACACACCAGACUCCCCUGAACAAAUACCAACCCAAGAAAAGAUGUUUAGAACCCAGUCACUGAUGGAGUUUCAUGCUGCAGACCCUGGCAGAUAUUCCAGCACUUUACAAGAAACCAAGAAAUACGGAUGUUACCACACAAAACACCACUACAGAAGAUCUAUUUCAAGCAGUAAUUGCUUUAGUAGAGUUAGUUGUCCUGACAAAGCUACUUCUCCAUUGCCCUUUGAUAACUGGGAAAAUUAUCCACUAUACAAAUCAGAAAACAAUCUCUCUAGAUCCUACUAUAGGGACACUUCUUCUCAUGGCAUGUUGUAUGCAAACCAAAAAAACUCUCCUUAUGGAAAAAGAGACUGCUAUCCUUCUUGGACUGAUAUUCCUCAGUACUACAGUGAUGAAGCAUUUCUUUCCCCUGAUGCCAGCUUUGACGUGAUGAUGGCCAACUUAAAUGAGCAGCAGUGGGCACAUACAAAGAAUGCCAAGUUUGGUUCACAGCGCCUGCAGAAUGAUUUUCACAUGUAUUCUCCAGAAAAUCUGAAUAUCAGAAGGAUAACAAGAAGUGCAAGUAGAACUUUUUCAGAAUUUACUGAGGGCUGUCAGCCUUGCCUAAGUUGUAACUCUUCAGUUUCUUCAUGUAGUACCACAACUGAUGAGUCAGUCUUUCCUGAGUUGAAGGACCAAACAAAACCUAUUGGACUGAAGAGGAAUUCAGUUGACAUUACACUAAGAAGCACUAAAGCAGACUUUACACAACUAGAAAAGGUUGAAGGUAUGAAACUGCCAGAUGAAAACAUACCACUGCAGUCAGUGUCUCAACAAGUAGAUACAAACUACAUCAACAACCAGAGUUUUCCCUCUAACAGCCCUGCUUCUGCCACAUUACAGAGCGAUGCAUCUCUCUUUAACACAGUGAGAUCAAAGAGACAAACCCAAGUCACUGCCAGAGGAGAUAUUGCAAAAAUAUGUAUGUCAAACUGUGACAAAAGAAAUGUACAAAUGAAGGGAAACGACUGCCCACCCAGCAGUGUGUUCAGGCAACCUGCCUGUAUUUUAACUAAUGAGAGCAGAAAGGAACCUUUUCUUCCAAGUCAGAAAGACUGGGAACAUAAUCUGCACGAUGCAGCAAAAAGAGAGAGUAUCAAACAGGAUAAUCGGAGUGCAGAAGACAUUAACCAAGCUACUCCAAAGAGACGCUCCUCACUGCUGAAUGUUGCUUCUGCUCCAUCCACUGAAAAAUUAGCAAACUGUCAAGGCAUGUUGUCCUGUCCUCCUGAAUGUUCAUCUAGCUCCUCCCAAAGCUCUCCACAUGCACUUUCUCAUAAAGACAAUUCUAAAUGUUUGGGAACACUAACUAGCUCUUCAGUAAAUGGCACAGUUACUGAAUCUCAAGCAGAAGGUGGAAAACCAGCCCAAGUGAGCAGAGUAUGUGUUACUGAAAAGAUUGCACAGAAAAUGCUGCAAAAUGCAGGCACUUUAGUUACUAAGGACUGUAAUGGACAAUUCGCUACUAGUUCUUUACAAAAUGGAAAUUCUGGAAAUACUUAUAUGCACAGAUGUGAUGGAGAUGCCACGACCUCUGAUCGUAGUUUAAAUUAUUUUUGCCUUGAAAAAGAAAGUGGAAAACUAGGGAGUAAUUCACCUUGUACUGAAAGGUUUCACAAGAAAGACAGCUUGCUGAGACACACAAGUAGCUGCAGCAUUACUGGCUCCCCUAGAAGAAACAGCCUCAAAUCUCCUGACCCACUUGUUAUUUAUUACACUUUACCCAGAAAGUCAGCUAGCAUUGCUGGUAGUAUUAUGUCAGAUACACCCAUCUCUUUACCUAGAGAAAGCAGAACAACGUACAAUUAUUUAAGGUGUGAAAUUCCAUGUCGAGCUGAUGCCUUUCGUUUUAAUCAAAGAGAUGUGUCUUGUUUAGACUCAAAACAUCCCUUUUUAACAUCAGCAUCGUUAAAUGCUGCUACAAAUAACAAAGAAAAAGAUUACCCCAGUCCUUUAACCAAAAGUCCUAAUGAUUCAGUAAGUAGUAACACAUCAGUUGAACUGACAGAGAGAUGUAAUCAUUUAAGGAGAAGAGAAUCCUCUGUGUUUUCAGAUUGUAGUGACAGGGGAAAUUUUUUGCAGAAAUACAAAACUACAAGCACAUUUACAGUUUGCGUUGAUGAAGAUCAUGUCAAGUAUCAUGAACUGGUUUCGAUCUAUUACACAUUACCACGGAGGCAUUCAAGAACAUUUUCUAACAUCUUUAGAGAUAAUCCAGAGGAUGCAGAUUCACCUUGUCGCAAAGAAAAUGCUCAUUCACCAAGAAUACAAAGGAAGAAAAAUGAAGGUCAUGUGAGUUUAGCAAAUAUUUUUUCCCUCAGUGCUGUGGGAAAAGAGGUGCCUUCGUAUUCUUCUGACCAAGUAUCUUCAGCUCUGGUCACACCUCAGAAUUUAGGAGCUGUUGUUGAUAGUGAUGAAGAGAAUUCCCACUUAAAUCCUAGCUCUGAGAAGAUUUGUACUUUGAAGUCGAUGGGUAUAGUACGUAACAGGAAAGAUAGUUCAGCAGAUACUUCAUUAGCAGAAAAUGACAUGGUGACACAAUCCACUGCAAUAGUGGUUAAGUCAGGUAAGGCCAUUUCUGAUGCUUCAAGCAGCCAAAAUACAGAAACCUGUCUAAAAGAAAAGAAGGAAAUUUUACAGACAGCCCCACCACUAACGUCCACUUUAUCAACCCCUUCCAAGCCAGGCAGGCAUUUAGAGAAUCCUUUGUAUUCUGCUUCAACAAAUAAAUAUAUAACACAGAAGGGAAACUCUGAAAACUGCUCUAAGGCCCCUAAAGUGAACACCAAUAAAAAUCUGAACAGUUCACUCAUCCGUUCAGGAGAGAAAAGUUCCCUUGGAAGGAGCAGUAACACAGAGCGUGCUGAUGUGUCGCUUCCUCCUGCAGAAGACAAGUACAGGGGUAGCACUGAAGUCAAACACAGAGUAAAUUUCCGACACCAAGCCAGCCCUCUGUAUAAUAAUAAAAAUAGUGGAUUACAAUUAAGGGCUGACAGUUCAAGAAAAAAUGCAAACGAUUUAAAGUCUUGUAGCAAAGUGCUUUCAGGGUCUCAGGGCAAAGCAUCUGAGGUAGGCACAGCUCCCAGUGCUGAUCCAUCACUUCAUCUUGACAAAGUGGUUAGCACAGACACAGAUGAAGUAAAGAAUUCAAAGAUUAAAAAAGAGCUAAGCUCACAGGGUGUUCGGAUGGGUAAAGAUUACAGUGGUUUGCAAGAACCAGAGAGGCACAGUGAAGGCAGCCUGAACAUGACCUGUAAAGAUAAAGUCCUCAGGGUAACACAAGAUCAGAAGAUAACACAGAGUGCAGAAGAUGAGAACAAGCUUCUCUCUGACUGCACAAGGGACAAAGUCAAAGAUAUAGAAAAAAGGAAAAACAGACCUUCAAUUAAGAAUAAAUUGGCCGCUGUUUACAAAACAAGUCGAAAAUUUUCAAGUAAAAACUUACCCCCCAAACCACACAUAAGUAACAUCUUUUCACAGAAUGAUGGAAGUGCCACUGCUUUAGAGGCCGACAUGUCCCUCGACUCACUGAUUCCAGCGGAUUCCCAUCAGCCAUUCCUGCAGUCGAACAACGAAAAUCAGGAUCACAGUGUGGACUCUGAUAAGAAUACGCCAAAGCCAAGAAUAGCUGAGAAUAAGAAGACUGAAGUCCAGAAUGGUCCUUCUUUGCGUGUUAGUAAUGCCAAUUGGAGGUCUUUUACAAGCCCAUGCACCCAGAAGGAAGCCAUCAGUCCCAAAAAAUCUACAGUGAAAGUGGAAAAUAGGCCAAGUCUUACAACCCUCUUUCCAGAUAAAGCAGUAACCACAAGAAAUAAGAAUUCCCAAACACUUGAUCUCAGGUUAGAAAGCAAAGGCCAGCCCGUUUCUCCCAGUGUUACUACAUCAGAUGCUCUGGAUGAUGAGAAAAGAAGAGCUAGCAGUCAUGCCUGCACUCCUCCCUUGCCACUUUUAACUGACAAAAAUUCAAACACCUAUGUAAAUAGUUGCUUGCAGGCAGACACAUAUCCAGAGCAAAACCUGACUUCCCAAACAGUGCUUGGUCGAUGCCAAAACACCUCUCAGCCUGCUAGCUUAAGAAAUGCUAACUUGCACAGCUCUCAGUUGCACAAGAGUCACACCAAAAGUCAGCGUGAGCGUCACCUCUCUGAAAGUAUUUGUGCUCCAGAUUCCCAUGCGACCUUUGCCUCAGGAAGCAAUAUUCUACCCAAAGAGGGCAUACAUGGGAAGAGAUUUAAAUCUUACUCAGAGUUGUUGUCUUGUGAUGAAAAUGAAAACUGGGCAUCAGAUGAUGAGAAAUGUUACAGCACUAGAAAUCUGAUGUAUCCUUCUGUUGAAUUCGGUAUAUUUGGCAAAGAACAACAGUUAGCUUUCCUGGAAAAUAUCAAGAGGUCACUCACAGAAGGGCGAUUAUGGAGACCUUGUCUUCUUAAUAAUCCUGGUGCGCUCAGAGAUGGAGAGACCCCUUCUAUAAACAGGGCUGAGCUUCUGAGCUCAAGUUCUGCUGGGAGCAAAAUUUCAUCGACUGCUUCUUCCCCAAGAGAACCAACCGAUAUCUAUCAGGAAGACCCAGCAGCUUAUUCAGACUCAGACAGUGAUACCACCACUGAUGAUGAAUACUACCUAGAUGAGGUAGAUAAGGAAUCUGAGCUAUGAAGGGCCCAUGGUACUAAGAUGGCACAAUAGCUCAGCGGUUUCUGGGCAGGCAAAAACAUGUAAAAUACUUCGAGCCAGUUCUUGUGCUGCUAUAAAUUGGUACAACUUCAUUAGUUUUUAAGAAGUUAGUAUGUUACAUUAGCUGAGCAUCUGACUUUUGUAUUAAAUAUGUGGCUUCACCAUUGUUGUUUCUCUAGCAGGGAAAAGAAUGUUAAAAAAUCCCUUCCCAAAAAAAUAGAAGGUAAACAACUGUGGAGCUUUGAGCAGUGUAACUCUAGAGAUGGCUUUCCUCUGAGUCAGCAAGCAGUGGUGUAGGCUCCUGCCAGCAAAGCAGUGCUGGAAUGGAUAAAUUCUAGCUUGAGCUACUUUUUCUUACAGGACUUAACAGAAAACCAAGAGGUUACUUUGCUGAAAUUACUGUUUCUCCAUUUUUCCUCAUUUACCAGAUGAAGAAUGAUAAUGCCAAUCCAUCCCACCCAACAAUUUCCCCUGCAGAACAAAACCUGUUCCAUUUUUACAGCGUA